AUGGAUCCCACGUCAGUUUUAAGCCUCAUCGCCAGCUGCGCGAGUCUUGACAGCAUCACCAUCGAGACAACGAGGACGCUCCACACAUUGCGCCGGAGACUCAGCACACGCACGUCCGAGACCGCCGUGCACUCACUGUUGACGCAACUGCAGACUCUGGAAGCAUGCACAUCGGAGCUGAAGUCUCUGCUGGAGGCGCACGACCAGCCAGUCGGCCAGAGCGAGGAGCUGGUCGCCGCCCUUGACGCGUGCGUGGCCUCGACGGCCGCCGUCAUCGAGCGUCUGCGAGGGCAGGUUUCUGAGGCGUGCUCGGCUGUCGAGUCGGGCAAACGAUGGGGCAGCUGGGCCAAGUGUGUCACGGAUGAGGUUACCUUGAUGAUGUCCAAGGACGAAGUUUACGGCCGGGUCCAGGUCAUGCAGUUGGGGCUCACGACGGUCUCGUUGCUGUACGGUCAACGCCACUUUCCAGUGCGGUGA
Purpureocillium takamizusanense is the source of this 477-nucleotide messenger RNA. RefSeq lists its product as uncharacterized. The transcript has a single exon. Bases 1 to 477 code for a protein of 158 amino acids. NCBI's taxonomy places the organism in Eukaryota, Fungi, Ascomycota, Sordariomycetes, Hypocreales, Ophiocordycipitaceae. The record is from RefSeq and is a predicted model, not a curated record.